AGUUUUUUCCGGUUUUGCUAGCAGCCGCAGAAACAUGGCAACUUCAGGGCAUCGAAUGACAUCCUCACUGUCAACUUUGCCAAAAUUUGGACAAGACGACGUUGUUCGCUUGGUGAAGGACCACAGUAAGGUGAAAGGCUCAAAGCUGGACAAGGGAUACAAGUUGUUCUUCGAACAGUUUGUUUUUAACUACAAGGGUUGUACUGCAAGCAGUAAGUAGGCCUGUUGCAUUAAAUGGAUGUAGCUGUUCCUGUGCAGCUGGAAAGGCCUUGUGCAAUCAUGUGGUGGCACUGCUUUUCCAAACUGCACACUACAGUACCAUGGGAGUGAAGACAGUACCAACCGCACUAUCAUGCACCAGUGCUCUUCAAACAUGGCACAGGCCAAGGACAAAGGGAAUUAGACCUGAACCCAUGGAUGAAGUUGUGGUGCGGAAGCCAAAAGCAGCAGGACGAAGUUGUGUUAAGUCUACACUCUAUCAGGCAUACCCAGGACCUUUUCCUGACCCAGCACUGCUCUCCGUUGGUGAUAAAUUGAGAGACCUUAGACCACAGCUUGGUAUUUGCUCAAUCGUGUGUGGCCUCUCAAGCAUGGAAUUAGUGGAAUCAAAAUUUGGUCAAGUCCCAAAGGGCUCGGUUCUCUCUUAUCAAUGCCCCACUGCAGUAUCACAUGAAAUUUGCAAGCAUCCUGAAGCCCCUUCAUUCCCAAAACUGCCAUUACAUGGCUAUAGAUUAGACAGGCACAUGAAUUACGUUCCCAGUUUUGAGGAGUAUUACCAUAUUGAGAGUUUGAUGGUUACUAGUGAACUAUCAUGCAUUAUUGAGAAAAACACAAGAGAGCAAUCAGAGAAUCCACUUUGGAAAGAACUGCGACAGCCACGCUUAACUUCCAGCAGAUUUGGUGAAGUGUACAGUGCAAGAGGGGAUUCAUCAUCUGAGGCACUUGCAGUCAGGAUGCUGAGAGGUGUACGGCAAACAUCCGCUAUGAAAAGAGGCAUUGAACUUGAGCCAGAAGUCCUACAGCUGUACAGUGACUUUUGUGGUGUAAAUGUGUCACCUUCUGGAUUUGUCAUUCACCCUGAUGCACCAUACCUGGGUACUAGUCCUGACGCUAAAGUUUAUGAUCCAUCUGAAAAACCACCCUUUGGGUUGGCUGAGGUGAAAUGCCCGAAUGUUAACAGCAUAGCAGAGGCUACACAUAUCAAAUUUACUAAUGGUCAGGCUAAAUUGAAAAGAAACCACAAAUAUUUCUGGCAGGUUUUAGGCCAGUUGGCAAUAACUGGUUUGCCUUGGUGUGAUUUUAUCACGUCUACUAAAAGUGAUCUCACAGUAGAGAGAAUUUGGAAGGACGAGUCCCUGAUCAACGAUUUAAAGAAAAAACUUGACCUUUUUUAUUUCAACACUUACAUGCAAACUUACCUGAAAAACCAGUAACAUACACAUGUAAAAAUUGCCACACACACCACAUGUAUUGUUCUCUUUAUGAGUUUGAUUUAUUCAUUGAAAAUGGGACAUAGCUGUAUAUUAAUGUUGUGUGUGUUUGUGUGUGUAGAUUGUAGAUACAUGUUUGUGUGUGUGUGUGUGUGUGUGUGUGUGUGUGUGUGUGUGUGUGUGUAUAUACAUUAUUGGAUAUGUACAUUUUUAUGCAAAUAUUCAACAAUCUAUUCAUCUACAGAACUUAUUUAUAUUGUGAAGCACUAUCCAAUAAACAUUUCUUAAUGGA
Messenger RNA from Danio rerio (zebrafish), 1722 nucleotides. NCBI's taxonomy places the organism in Eukaryota, Metazoa, Chordata, Actinopteri, Cypriniformes, Danionidae. The record is from RefSeq and is a predicted model, not a curated record.